AUGAAGGGUACACUGUGUUUGUUGGUAGCACUGCUCAGCACCAGCUCGCUGGUGAGCGCUCGUGACCUCCGUCAUGAGAUUCCCGUUGAGGUACCGGAUGUACACCUUGGAAUAGGUUUUGCCACGGCAUGCUCCGUUCGCAUGACGGGCGAUUUACCACGACCACAGCCACUGAUCCUUCGCCCCGGAACGGAUCAGUUCCGUUACCCCGCUACCGACAAUGGACUGUUGCAGCUGAACGCCGGCGAAACGCUGGAGUUAGCCUGCCAGCAAGGGUUCGCUCUGUUCCCGGGUAAAAACACCAUCACCAUUUCCUGCGUGCUCAACGAUCAGUUCAACUAUGACAGCCAGAUGUUCGCGUUCCGUGACUUUGCCUGCACGGAAAACUGGCUUAGCACGGCACGUCGUACGGCGCAGCGUUGCUUUAACGGUGCUACGAUCGUCCAGAUCGGUUUCGAGCUGGGAUCUCGGUUUCCCCGUUUCCUCGACGUGUGCCAUGAUGAGGUGACGCUCGACAAUCACUACGUCGUGCACGAAUUUACACCGGCCAAUGCAGGCUUCCAGCAGGGUGUCCCACGUCCCGGCUGGUACCAGGGCGACUUCUAUCCCGGCAUUAACAUCAACGGACUGUACACCGUCAAUACGCAGCGUUCCACGCUCGCCACCAUCCUGAACUCGCAAGCCCGCGCCGAUCAGCUCGUGCAGGGUACGGAGAAUGGGUUUUUCAUGGCUCGCGGGCACAUUGCGGCUCGGUCGGACUUUAUCUACGGUACGCAGCAGAACGGUACGUUCUGGUUCCUGAACGCCUCCCCCCAGUGGCAAACCUUUAACGCCGGUAACUGGGAACGUAUCGAGGCUUCGGUCAAGCGGUUCGUCGCCUCGCGCAACAUCCAUGUCCGUGUGUACGGUGGUACGUACGGGAUCCAAACGCAGGCCGAUGGCAACGGAGAUCAUCGUCAGAUCUUCCUCGACUUCAACGCGAAUGGACGUACCCGGGUGCGGGCACCCAUGGUGUACUACAAGAUCCUGCACAACGAGGCCCAGAACUCGGGUAUCGUACUGAUCGGUGUCAACAACAUUCACAUCUCGCUGGAGGAAAUCCGCCGGGAUUACAUCUUCUGUACGGAUGUAAGCUCGCGGAUCGGUUGGAUCAACUGGGAGCGAGAGAACCUUAUACUCGGCUACUCGUAUGCCUGUGAGGUGAACGAGUUCAACCGCGUGACUGGCCAUCUACCGAACCUGAACGUCGCAACGGUUUCCUGUAGUGUUAACUUUACGGCACUGCCCGGUCCGGAGCAACCACUGAUACUGGUUCCUGCAUCGGAGAAAUUUUUGUAUCCGAUCGAUGAAACGCGCAAGAUCGAGUUCGAGGCGGGACAAUCCGUCGAACUGGCUUGCCGCGAUGGGUUCAAGAUGUUCCCAACGAUCCGAGAGAUCACCGUUGAGUGUGUGUCCGGUCUGCAGUUCCGGUAUGGUGGAAUGCCAUACACGAUUUCGGAUUUCUCCUGUACGAACUACUGGUUGAGCUCGGCUAGAGUAACGCAGCGCCGGUGUCAUAACGAUGCAGUUAUCGUCCAGGUCGGCUUCAACCUAGUGGCCAGCAAUCGAUGGGUCAACGUGUUCGACGUGUGCUACGAUGAGAAGCUGUACCACACGCACUACGUACUACACAAGAUGACCCGUGCCAACGGCGGCUAUCAGUCGGGCAAUCCACGUCCCAAUUGGUUCCAGGGAGAUUUCUACCAGGAGGUGAACAUUAACAAUCUUUACACGGUAAACAAGCAGCGAGAAACGAUUGCCAUCAUUCUCGCAUCACAAGCUCGUGCGGAUGAGCUAGUGCAGACGACGGCCAACGGUAUCUAUAUGGCACGCGGGCAUAUCGCUGCGCGGGCUGACUUUGUGUAUGGUACGGAGCAGAACGCCACCUUCUGGUUCCUGAACGCAGCGCCUCAGUGGCAAAAUUUCAACGGAGUCAACUGGGAGCGGGUUGAGUCGUCGAUCCGGGACUUUGCCGGUAGCCAGAAUCGCGAGCUAACCGUGUACAGCGGUACGUACGGUGUGCAAAAGCUGGCCGACGGUAACGGUGACUAUCAGGAGGUGAUGCUCGAUUUCGAUCCUACCGAGGGUAGAAAGCGUGUUCCGGCACCGGCACUGUACUACAAAAUCCUGCACGAUGAGCGCACCAACGCCGGUAUAGCGAUCAUCGGCGUGAACAACGUACACAUCCCGCUCGACAUCGUACUGAAGGAUUAUGUGGUGUGCGACGACAUUGGCGAUAAGGUAGAUUGGAUCGAUUGGCAGCGCAAGAACCUUACCAUCGGGUAUUGCUAUGCGUGCGAGGUGAACCAAUUCAAUGCCGCUAUUGGUAAACCACAUCCACAGCUGAACGUGGAGCGUCUGCUAACGGGUGGUGCAGGGCCGACGAUGGCCCUGUCGUUGGGCGCUCUGUUGGCUGCUCUGCUGCUCCUGCAUGGGGGUCUGUUUGCGACGAGAUAG
This is a messenger RNA of Anopheles darlingi, 2496 nucleotides long. RefSeq lists its product as uncharacterized. Bases 1 to 2496 code for a protein of 831 amino acids. NCBI's taxonomy places the organism in Eukaryota, Metazoa, Arthropoda, Insecta, Diptera, Culicidae. Gene Ontology annotation, molecular function: nucleic acid binding; single-stranded DNA endonuclease activity; metal ion binding. The transcript is spliced from 3 exons. Gene Ontology annotation, biological process: apoptotic DNA fragmentation. Gene Ontology annotation, cellular component: mitochondrial inner membrane; nucleus. The record is from RefSeq and is a predicted model, not a curated record.